Molecule: messenger RNA, 777 nt
Organism: Venustampulla echinocandica
Lineage: Eukaryota; Fungi; Ascomycota; Leotiomycetes; Helotiales; Pleuroascaceae
Exons: 3
Coding region: 1-777 (258 amino acids)
Source: RefSeq, a predicted model, not a curated record
AUGGUGCAACUGUUUCCAUCCAGUGUUGCUCUUGUCCUGCUGCUGCAGUAUGCGAAUGCCCAGGCGAUUGUUAAUGGCCAGAUUUACACGCCUGGCAUUGCGCUGGUAGAUGCGCCGCAGCCAAAUACGCCGCUGGGCGGUGACCAUUUGCAAGUAGCACUCGAUGUCACCUCAAAUGGGCAGCUCCAACUUCCGCCCUACCCCAAGGACCCGGUCUCCGCAAUUCACAACAUCACUAUUUUCCUCUCCAGUUACGCGACCGGCAAGAAUUUCACCAUUUCGAAUGGCACUGCUGGUGCAGGAAAUGCGAGCCUCGGGGAGAUAAUGCAGCAAGAACCAGGCAGCACAGUAAAGCAUGUCAACUGGGUGUGGCCGGAUUGCUUGGCCGGAGACGGUGAUCCCAAAGAUCCCAACAGCGCGAGAGGGGCCUAUAAUAUAUCGAUACGCCAGAAUUUUCGAAUGAACGGCACCAGUAUGUACACCAUUUUCGACCUCCCCAUCCGCGUCACAAACAGUAUCCCCGUCGCGCCAAACCGGCCUCCGUGUGACAUGUUGAACAACCCGAUGCUCGAUCAAGCCACAUUGAACGCGUCGGCGAGUUGGUUCACUCGGAUAGCUGGCACGGCGAUUGAAACCAAGGGAACUGGAACAGGUAUCGGCGGUCAAAAGCCACAAGCCCAGCCGAAGGAUGGGCUCGGCGGGGCGGGUUCCUUGGAUUGGUGUUCAGGGCUUCAUAGUCUGUGGAUGGUGGUAUUUGUUUUUAUGUUUCCGUUCUAA